This is a messenger RNA of Chenopodium quinoa (quinoa), 657 nucleotides long. RefSeq lists its product as uncharacterized. The record is from RefSeq and is a predicted model, not a curated record. The transcript is spliced from 2 exons. The coding region runs from base 1 to 657 and encodes 218 amino acids. Lineage: Eukaryota; Viridiplantae; Streptophyta; Magnoliopsida; Caryophyllales; Amaranthaceae.
AUGGAGUACCUAUCAAGGUGUUUGGAUGAGCUUGAUACUGUUCCUGAUUUCAAUUUUCACCCUAGGUGUGAAAAACUUCAUUUGAGUCAUCUCAUGUUUGUUGAUGAUUGGCUGUUGUUUGCUAGAGCUGAUGAUUGUUCUGUCAAAUUGCUUCUUCAAGCUUUCACUAAAUUUUCUUUAGCCUCAGGUCUCUCUGCUAAUUUAGAUAAGAGUGAAGCCUAUUUUGGGGGGAUUUAUGAUCAAGCUCAGGGUUCUUUGCUGAAUAUCUUGGGUAUGGUUCCUGGUUCCAUCCCUUUUAGGUAUCUUGGAGUACCCUUAUCUUCUAAAAAGCUCACUAUUGGUGGUUGGGAUAAGGUGAGGAAAGGGCCUGGAGUGCAAAUUAAGAAGAUCUAUAGGUGUUUGAGACCUCAAGCUCCUAAGGUUCCUUGGAAAAGACUAUUUUGUAAUAGUCAUGCUUCUCCAAAGAGUAUUUUUAUCCUUUGGCUGUCUUUAUGGAACAGGUUAAUGACUAAGGACAUGCUUCUGUCUUGGAAUUGGCAAUGUGACCCUAUUUGUGUUCUUUGCCUUACAACUGCUGAGAGUAGAAACAACACUGUUUUUACUGGAUGUUGUUCACCUGCAAAAACUGUUGUGAUGCUGACAGAAAGCUACUUAUAA